UUACCAUGCCGUUACUAAAGAGUAAAUGGCUUUUUUUGGUCGCAUUGUUCAAUGACGUCGUCUCCCGCCAUUUACAUCUAUUUACUUAUAACAGCUAAAUUAUCCAUAAUACAACUUAAUUUUUACCACAAAUACCAAUACAGAGAACUAAUGUUCCAAUAUACAAAUAAUUGACAUAUUCUUCUGCUAUAUAGUUUUUUGUUGUCGAAGCGUCCCUAGCAAGAGGCGCCCCGAUGCGGCGGGAUCGUUUACUUCUACAUAAAAUUCUACAAUCUUGAUUGUAGAAUUCUGUUACUGUUACUGUCCAUGGCCCUCUGGUGGCAAAAUUAAAGUAGACACAGCUUCUAUUUUCUAUAAAAGUAACACACACUGUACGUAAAUAAUGGCGGAUAACGAAAAAGAUAUUAUUUUUCACAUGAAUGGCCUGAACUGUUUAUUGAAAAAGAAUUUGGAACUGGUUUCAAAAUGGAGAGUCGAAUGCGCUAGAUUACAAUUGGAAUUCCUGAAAUUAUAUACUCCGGAAGUCCUCGAAAUUUUCCAAGACUUGAACCAACUGGUGGAUACAAAUACCGAUUCGAACGAUAAACCAAAAUAAAUCGAUGCAACGAUCACGGCGCCGAAUUUCGAACGAUUCAAUUUAAUCGGAUGAUCCUUUUCGUAUUUAUUGUACAUUUUUAUUUUAGUGGAAAUUGUAACUUGGCGCGUAAUCAUCGAUAAAUGAAGCAAAAUACACUUAUGUUGAAAUAUAUUUAUAUUAUAUUCGAAUAUAGGUCUGACACAUAGAUUGUAUCCACAGUUUCGUAACAUAAGGAUAGACAAUAAUAGAUAUACACUUUCUUAUCCGACCAAAUGGAAAUAUAUAAUACAGUUAGUAUCGUCACAUCUCUUUUGCAAUUUAAUACACGUCCGUCCGCGAUACAAAAACGAAAAUAAAUGUCCUUAUCGCGUUAAAUAAUACAGCACCGUUCGUAAGUAUGUUUAUGUAACGAUAAUUGAAACGAAUAUAUCGUAAAAAUGUAAUUCUUUGUUCUGCAAGCACGAGGAUGUUGCUGGAAAUCACCUUUAAUCAUUUAUGUUAUCGCGUCCAUAUUCGUUAACUAUCGAUACAU
Hylaeus anthracinus is the source of this 1109-nucleotide messenger RNA. RefSeq lists its product as uncharacterized. The transcript is spliced from 2 exons. The coding region runs from base 383 to 595 and encodes 70 amino acids. The record is from RefSeq and is a predicted model, not a curated record. Lineage: Eukaryota; Metazoa; Arthropoda; Insecta; Hymenoptera; Colletidae.